CCUCGGGACUCCAGCCCCUGUCUUGAUCUCUAGCGCCUUCUUAGCUCUAUGGCGGGAAGCCCGGCCCCCCGCGCCGUCACGUGACCCGCGCCGGCUGCCCCAAGAUGGCGGCCUCCCUCCGCGUCGGGGCGCCGUUCCGCCGCGCUGCGGCCCGCUCCGAGGCCGGGCGGCUCCCGCCGGAGCUGCAGGCCGAGCUGGAGGCGGCCCUGGCCGGGGAGGACCCCCGCCUCUCCUUCGCCCUCCUCCGGAGGCUCCACCAAGCCCGGCGCGAGGCCGGUUCUCAAGAAUUUCUUCAUGAGCUGCUGGAAGAUAGUGAAAUCUUCCUUCCUGAAGCGAGGAAGCCUCCCAGGAAUCCAGAGUUAGUGGCCCGGCUGGAGAAGAUAAAGGCUCAGUUAGCCAAUGAGGAGUACAAGCGGAUGACGAGAAACAUCAACUGCCAGGAGGGGAAUCGAUUUGGCACUCUGGCUGUUAUGGGAAGGCAAGUCAGGUCCUCGAAAGCCCUGGUCGUCACGAUACUCAACUUCAUUGUCACUGUAGCAGCCACGUUUGCCUGCACCUACCUGGGCAGCCAGUACGUCUUCACCGAAAUGGCCGCGCGGGUGCUGUCGGCUGUGAUCGUGGCCUCUGUGGUCGGUUUGGCGGAACUGUACGUGAUGGUGCGGACUCUCGAAGGGGAACUCGGGGAGCUGUAGCCAGGGGGCUUCUCCCAGCUGGACUGCCAGAGCUCUUUCUGGACCGGUUUCUCCGCUCGCCCUCCUCCUCCUGCUGCUGCUGCUGCUGAUCAGAGAGCCAAAGAGCUGCGGCAAGCGAGCAGGCAAUCUGUGAAUCGUAGUAAGCACCGAGGACGAAGGGGGCCCCCCUCUGACACACACACACACACACCCCCGCCACCCACGGAUGCUGGCCAUAGGCAAACCAACCGCAGCAGGCCGAGACGGCUCCUUCCGCUUCUCCCCCAACCCCGCCUUGCCUCUCGGGAUGCUCUUUUCUCCUUUCCCUUGGGUGGAUCCGUUCCAUCCUUCGGAACGCUCUGCGGAGUGGGAGGGGGGACUCGGGGCGGCGCAUCAGAAGCCCGGACUUGUUGCUGGAAGCCGCACUUUUCUUGGACGGGUGUGUGUGUGUGUGUGUGUGUGUGUGCUCGCGUCCCUCCUAGCUGGGCUAUUCUAGCGGUGACACUGCAGAGGGGUUGGGAGAAGCGUCCAGCCAGCUGCCAAGCUGUGAGAAUUGGCCCUAAUUGAGGGAGGGAGGGGGGGAAGCCAUUGUGUGCUGGCCUGUUUCGGAGGGCGGGGGACGUGCUUCUCCUCCACCCUCGGAAGGGUGCUGGGCGCAUGAUGUGGCGUGGCCACCUUGUUCCCUGCUGUUGACUUCCACUCCCAGCAUCCUCCGCUGCAGUGGCCUUUGGCAGGGGGUGAUGGGAGUUGUGCUUCACCACCUCCGGGAUCAGGGCCAGCACAGGGAGCCUUCCCUACCUCUUCCUGUGAUGCUGCCGCCCUGUGUGUGUCUCCAGAGAGGGCCCACCACAGGGCGGGGCCUGGCUGGCUGCUCCUCCCACCCACGAGAGCCCGUCCAUCCCCUGGAGCAGCCGACUCCCUCUCCGGCGGCGGGGGGGGGGGGGAAGUCCUUGAGCUCUGGCGGGAGGGGAGCGUCCUUUUCCUUGCGUUGGGGCUGGGUCCAUUUGCCCCCCCACCCACCCGCCGCCGCCUCCUCCUCUCUAGGGAUGGACUUCUACCGUCUGCAAUAAACGACCUUGCCCAAAGCCGUCCCUGAGUGUGGCUUCAGUCCGGGGGGGACGGGCUGGAACGUUGGGUUUCUCGGGUGUCUUGCUGGUGCCAGCGGCGCGGGGCGCCUGCCUCCUCCUCCUCCUCCUCCAGCUCUCCUAGGAAGCUGCCUUCUACUGAGUCGGGUCCUUCCCCACCCGCCCCCAUCUCAGUAUUGCCUGUACCAGAGGGUAGGCCCGCUUGGGCCCUCCUGCCGUUGCUGAACUUGACUGAAUUGUGGCUGGGAAUGAUGGGAGUUGUAGUUCAGCAACAGCGGGAGGGCCAAACCUGCCUGCCCCAGGCCCCUCUCCCAGCUGUGCUUGGACUACAACUCCCAUCAUCGCCAGCCACAGUCAAGCGAGUGCAAGAUGCAAGUUCAGCCCAAGUGGGCUGAGCAGGCGUCUUCUCCGCCUGGAGGGCCCACCUAGCCACGGGGGUGCUCUGGGUUCAAAGGCACGCUCCUUAUCUCACAUAUUUCCAGGCCUCCCAAAACUUGCGUCUCUGGGCGGUUUACCAUUGAAAUCAUUUCAAUAUUAAAAACAUUGACGUUCAAAUCAUUUACAACCAGCAUUCAACGUUUAAAGCAUCCUCAAUCUAAUUAAAAGCCUGGGGGGAUAAA
Molecule: messenger RNA, 2376 nt
Organism: Hemicordylus capensis (graceful crag lizard)
Lineage: Eukaryota; Metazoa; Chordata; Lepidosauria; Squamata; Cordylidae
Gene: VMA12
Product: transmembrane protein 199
Exons: 6
Coding region: 105-692 (195 amino acids)
Biological process (GO): vacuolar proton-transporting V-type ATPase complex assembly
Cellular component (GO): endomembrane system
Source: RefSeq, a predicted model, not a curated record